Siniperca chuatsi (mandarin fish) is the source of this 2693-nucleotide messenger RNA. RefSeq names its product opsin 4a (melanopsin) (gene opn4a). The transcript is spliced from 12 exons. Lineage: Eukaryota; Metazoa; Chordata; Actinopteri; Centrarchiformes; Sinipercidae. Gene Ontology annotation, cellular component: membrane. The record is from RefSeq and is a predicted model, not a curated record. Gene Ontology annotation, molecular function: G protein-coupled receptor activity. Bases 322 to 2037 code for a protein of 571 amino acids. Gene Ontology annotation, biological process: visual perception; G protein-coupled receptor signaling pathway.
GCACACGUUGCUUUGCUUUUUUCCCAGCGUGAGUUUUCAGGGUUUCCUGCAGGUCUGAGUACGCUUGACAGCGAAGCCCAGAGCCGUAACAGCCAGGUAAACAGAACAGGGGCGUGUUUCCCUCAGUGGAUCAGACCAUCAGGAGCCGAAUUACCCAUCAGCCCCAGAGGGUCACCAGUUUGGCAGCGGGCUGUCUCUCAUCCCGGCUUCGUUGGACCUGAUUGCGGCUCUGGUUCAGGUCCUGGAUUUUCACUCGCAUUUUCUCAAGACUCGUUCAGACAGAGCGCGUGAGGAGGAGCGAGGAAGAGUAGGCGGAGGAGGAUGGACGGCGGGAAGAGCGCGCUGCUGCGGUCCGCGCGGCAGAGCAUCAUCUCUUGCAGCGAGCCGAACUGCACGGCGCGCAACACGGAGACCCUGGCGCUGUCUGCGGCAUCCGCGUGGAGCGGCAACGGCUCGGCGGUGGAUGCGCACCGGCUGCUGGAGCUCCAGCUUCCCGCCUCGGCCGCCCCAACGGAGGCGAUGGUGCCUGAGGCCAAGCACCCCUUCCCCACAGUGGACGUGCCCGACCACGCCCACUACACCAUCGGCUCCGUCAUCCUCGCCAUCGGCAUCACCGGCAUGAUCGGCAACUUCCUGGUCAUAUACGCCUUCUGCAGGAGUCGCAGCCUGCGGACGCCCGCCAACAUGUUCAUCAUUAACCUGGCGAUCACAGACCUGCUGAUGUGCGUCACCCAGGCGCCCGUCUUCUUCAUCAACAGCAUGCACAAGAGGUGGAUCUUUGGAGAGAAAGGUUGCGAGCUGUACGCGUUCUGCGGCGCUCUCUUCGGGAUGUGCUCCAUGAUCACGCUGACGGUGAUCGCUGUCGACCGCUACUUCGUCAUCACGCGACCUCUGACCUCCAUCGGCGUGAUGUCACGGAAACGGGCCCUUCUCAUCCUCACGGCGUGCUGGGUCUACACUCUGGGCUGGAGCCUGCCGCCGUUCUUCGGCUGGAGUGCCUAUGUCCCGGAGGGCCUGCUGACUUCCUGUACGUGGGACUACAUGACCUUCACCCCAUCGGUGCGAGCGUACACCAUGCUGCUCUUCGUCUGCGUCUUCUUCCUGCCGCUCUUCAUCAUCAUCUAUUGCUACGUCUUCAUCUUCCGCGCCAUCCGCAGCACCAACCAGGCUGUGGGGAAGAUUAGUGGCAGCAUUCACAGUCGCGGCAGCACUCGCGACUCGGUGAAGAAUUUCCACAGGCUGCAGAACGAGUGGAAGAUGGCGAAGAUCGCUCUGGUCAUCAUCCUGCUCUACGUCAUCUCCUGGUCGCCGUACUCCUGCGUCGCUCUCACCGCCUUCGCCGGGUACGCAGACAUGUUGACUCCCUACAUGAACUCUGUGCCCGCCGUCAUCGCCAAGGCCUCGGCCAUCCACAACCCCAUCAUCUACGCCAUCACACACCCAAAAUACAGGUUAGCGUUAGCCAAGUACAUCCCGUACCUCGGCAUCUUGCUCUGCGUUCAUCCUCAAGACUUCCGCUCGGCCAGCAGCAGCUUCAUGUCGACGCGCCGCUCAACGGUGACCAGCCAGACCUCCGACAUCGGCAGCCAGUUCAGGCAGCAGAGCAACGGCAAGUCCCGCCUGUCCUCCGUCUCCGACAGCGAAUCGGGUUUGACAGACACUGAGGCUGAUCUGUCCAGUAUGGGCUCCAGACCAGCCAGCCGCCAGGUCUCCUGUGACAUCAGCAGGGACACCGUCGAGCUCCCCGACUUCAAACCCUCCUCCAGCUUCAAGUCCAAGAUGAAGAGCCACGACUCAGGCAUCUUCGAAAAGACGUCCUGCGACACUGAUAUCUCCAUGGCAGCAGUCAGUGAGCGCGGCAGCAUCCCAAAUAACGGGGAUUAUGCAGAGGGACACGUGAUGAGAGGCGCGAUUGGUCGAAUCCCGAGCAUCGUCAUCACCUCUGAGUCCAGCCCCUUCCUUCCCAUUGGACGAAAUGGUUCCUGCAAUGCCCGCCCCAAGACAGCCAACAACAACACAAGGACGGGGUCUGGGUAGUGCCCCGCCCUCCCAGCUGAUCACCUGCAGCCACCUGAUCAGCUCACAUCCAGUCAGAUAUUUAGAAAUGUUGAGUUCAAACACGCAGACGGGGUUCACCUGAAGCUCAGACACAAACAAAGCCAUCAGAGGAAGUCAUUACGUUUUAAAUUUACGAAUACGAAGAAAUGGACGGGCGGUAUCAACUGACGUACAACAGUACAGUUAUAUAUUAUACCAGCUAAAGUGUAUUUAGUUAAGUUGCUCUUCAAAAAUGUUGUGAAUUAUUGGUUAGAGAAAAUAUAAUCACCCUAAAAUAUUUUAAUUAGUUUAUUUAACCUUUAAAGCCCUAUUACUGGCAUUUCUUUUAUAUUAAAGGCCACACCUACACGGUGUUUUUAGUAAUUCUGGCUGAUUAGACCCCUGUGUGUCGAUAGUACAAACAAGUUAGUGCAGUACAAAGCCUCCGUACUAAUAAUAACGCCCACACAGUCCUGAGAAGACGUCUAAUCAGGCAAAUUAAGUAAAAACUGUGGCUGUAUAAUCUGUGUACGACUCUUAACAUUGAAUAAGAAGACUGUGUAAUAUGAAAUUGUUCCUUAUAGAACUGAAACCAACCAGGUAUCUGAGGGUGGAUUUUUUUUAAGUUUAACCCAAAGAAAAUCAUUUUCCUGCAC